UUCUCACAUCGCGCCUUGCUACUCCAACAUCUAACGCUGCCCAUAUAAACAAUCACAACGAGACAGGCUCGCCUAAAUCGCUUGCAAUCAUGGACGACUGUAGCAUCUACUUCUACAAUCCGUCCCUCGCGGCUGCCAUACUGUUCACGGCACUGUACGCUAUUCCUACCGUGUUUACAAUGCACAGGAUCCUCAACUUUCGAACGUGGUACUUUACUAUUGUGGUAGUAGGUGGUGUCUUCGAAGUUGCGGGUUACGCAUUGCGAAUAGGGUCCGUUAAGAACGUUUGCGACCUUGGUCUUUACGCUUCAUCCCAAACCCUAAUCAUCCUUGCGCCUCUUCUCGUUGCCGCAGGCAACUACACAUUGCUUGGCCGUCUCGACCUUGCUGUUCUACCGGUGGAGAACUCGGUGAUACUUGGACUACGACCAACCGUCCUAACAAAGAUAUUCCUUGGAGUUGACAUCAUCUCGUUCGUCAUCCAGGCCGUUGGUUCUGGUAUUGCUUCGUCUCAUGGCUGGGAGGGAAAUUCGAAGGAUGUCGGUGUAAACAUCCUGCUCGCAGGUCUGGCAACACAAUUGGCAACGGUGAUUUUCUUCCUGUUUCUACUGUGGAUCUUUUCUCAGCGCGCAUAUUUUGGACCGCAUAAGAGAGAAGGUGCACCUGAUAAAUGGGAGAAAGCAUUUGAGGCUGUUGUCUUCUCGACGACUAUGAUUGCGGCUCGCUCAGUUUACCGCCUCAUCGAGUUCGCGUUAGGUAUUGAUGGAUACCCUUUCAGCAACGAAUGGCCAUUCUAUGUCUUCGAGGCUACACCAAUGCUGUUUGCCAUAACUAUCUACUGUCUUUGGUUUCCCCCAGGGUACUUGCCCAAGAAGAGAUUUAGCGAGCUCCAGAUUGAGGAACGCCAGAAUGGAAGAGCUGUCACGGAGGCAAAGCAUGAGAGUGAAAGAUAUGCAUAGUUUGCUCGGAUUUAGUGUUUUUGUUUUGUCCGUGAGCUUCUUUGGUUGCUUGGAGUGUAUCAGGCUGGAAAAUACAUGAUACCCUGCAGAAGCGAUGGCGUUGGGAGCAGAAUAUUGGUAUCGCUGCUAUCUUGGUUCUGGUUCGCAGGAUUUUUCCAUAGAUAGAACGGGUUUGUGGAUCCUCAGAAUCUUUAAUUGAGUAAUUCGGAUAGUAUCGC
Messenger RNA from Verruconis gallopava, 1177 nucleotides. RefSeq lists its product as uncharacterized. The record is from RefSeq and is a predicted model, not a curated record. Bases 90 to 959 code for a protein of 289 amino acids. Lineage: Eukaryota; Fungi; Ascomycota; Dothideomycetes; Venturiales; Sympoventuriaceae. Gene Ontology annotation, cellular component: membrane. The transcript has 3 exons.